GGAGCGGCCAAGCGACGCCCUCGUCUCUCCUCUAGACGCAGCAUUGUUUGCUCCAACAGAUCGGGAAUGGGCAUUCUUGCGGGAGACUGUUUCGUUUGACGAUGAGAAGGUGCGGGAGGUGGUUAUGAGGGUGCAGCGCGAGUCUUAGUGGGUGCUCCUCUCGUUCUAUGCGUCCUUCCUCGUGAGCGAGACCUAAUUUGAGGGUUUGAAGCGAGAAAUACCCCUACCCGUGCAUUCGCGCGUUCCACUUUGUGUCGCUGUUUAUGUGCGAGAACGCGGCGUACGGGCGAGUGAUUGAAGCUGGUAAACAGGGCAACACCCGCUUGCUCGAUCUCGGUUGUUGUAUGGGCACAGAUGUGCGCAAAGCUGUUCUAGACGGUUACCCAGCCUCGAACGUCAUCGGAAGUGACCUGAGGCGGGAAUACAUCGACCUUGGGCUCGACGCGCUCUUCGCUGACCGCGAGACGUGCGCAAUCCGGUUCGUCGAGGCAGAUACUUUCGACGUCCCCGUUCCCUCUUUGUCGCAACCCAACUUCGAAACUUCAACCGCCCCCAAAGGCCCGGAGCAAGGGCUCACUCAGUUUCUCGGGAAUAUCACGCACGUGUACGUCGGCGCGCUGUUUCAUCUGUUCGACGGGGAGACGCAGUACGCGAUUGCUCUGCGCGUUGCGCUUCUCAUGGAGCGACACCGGAAUGAUGGUACUGAGGUCAUCGCGUUCGGGCGGCACUCUGGGUUGGAGAAGGAGGGGAUGAUUUCGGAUCGGAUGCAAAGGGUGCGCUAUGGCCACUCUCCCGCGUCGUGGACACAUCUGUGGAAACGUGUUUUUAUGGAGAUCGAGGGUAGAACCUUCGCAGAGGAAAGGGUGAUGGUCGAGGCGGAAAUGAGGCCGCACCCUGGAGGCGGUACGCACGCUGCUCCAGGAACAGGGAUGCUAUGGUGGUCUGUCAAGAUUUCUGGCGAAGGCAAUUGA
Molecule: messenger RNA, 971 nt
Organism: Coniophora puteana RWD-64-598 SS2
Lineage: Eukaryota; Fungi; Basidiomycota; Agaricomycetes; Boletales; Coniophoraceae
Exons: 4
Coding region: 264-971 (235 amino acids)
Source: RefSeq, a predicted model, not a curated record